Messenger RNA from Mycetomoellerius zeteki, 556 nucleotides. RefSeq lists its product as uncharacterized. Bases 206 to 490 code for a protein of 94 amino acids. The transcript is spliced from 3 exons. Lineage: Eukaryota; Metazoa; Arthropoda; Insecta; Hymenoptera; Formicidae. The record is from RefSeq and is a predicted model, not a curated record.
UGUCGCCUGCAGUGUGCAGAGUGGUGGUAACAGCUGAUUCGUUCUUCCUAACCUCGAUCGCGCAGUUAAGCAUGCACCAGUCGAUUGUUUUCUUUUAAAUCGGUGACAUUCCGCGAUUUUCACGUGUCAGUGAGGGUUGGCUAUUGCGAGUACUAGCGAGUGCGAUUGUCUUUGAUCGAACUUAGGCCAGAUUAAAUCGGCAACAAUGGUGAAAAUCAACCAACGAUGGAAGACUUCUGAGGAUGUCAAUUUCUUGCGUGGCACCAGCGGUUGGACGAAGAUUAAAUAUUUCUGGCGCAGGGGAUGGACAGAGAUUCCGGUGAUAAUGGGAUGUACAUUUCUCUUUCUAGCAGGAUCCGGUAUGGGCGGAUUUUCACUGUAUUAUGGCUUCACGCAUGAUUUAACUCCGAAAUAUCACAAAACGCCGAGAAUUUACAGACCGGACGAUCCGAAAGUUCAAAAGAUCCGUUACACAUCGAGCUUUGAUUAAAAAAUUAUUAUUUAAUAAAUUUUAGUAGCACAAUACGAGUGGUAGACAGUUAUUAUAUAUCCUUCC